AUGGCCGAAGCAGAAGCCAAGAGGAGACGGGCUGAAGAGAGGCAACGGCGCCGUGAUGGUGACACCGAUCCUAUCGUCUCUUUCCCGGGAACAGAAGACAUACCUCAAGCAUGGGAGCGUGGGGCACGAUCCGCUGCAAGGGCGCACGUGGGAGAGGAGCUAGCCAGCAAUGUGCGGCAACAUAUUGAGGAGGAUAGGGGAUACGUGAAAGUUCGCUUGCCCAGCGUAAAGCGGAAGGCGGCUGAAGAGGCCCGGAGAGGGGACGUCGACGUGCCAGAGAAUUCGGGAGAGGCGAAAAAGAAGGCGCAGAGCAACACGGCUGCAAAGGCUCAUAGGAUGGCGGUAGAGGACGGGGCGCCAAAGGAAGCAGAGGCUGCGGCGCAGGAGAAGGUGGGUGCAGAGGCGGUCAAGAGUGCGGAGGCAGUCGCGCGUAAAGAAGCGGGUGCAGCAGCAGAGCUGACGUCGGAGGCAGUCGAGCUGCAGGUGGUAGAGGCAGUGGCGCAGAAGGAAUCAGAGGCAACGGCGAGCCAGAAGGAUGAGGCAGCGGCGCAGCAGAAUGAUGAGGCAGACGCACAUAAGGAAUCAGCGGCAACAGCGCAGCAGAAGGAUGAGGGUGUGGCGCCCAAGAUGGUUGAGGCAGAGGUGGAGAAGGAAGCAGAGGCAGCGGCGCAGCAGAAGGAGGAGGGUGCAGCGCCGAAGAUGGUUGAGGCAGAGGCGCAGAAGGAAUCAGAGGCAGCUGCGAGCCAGAAGGAUAAGGCAGCGGCGCAGCAUAUGGAGGAGGCAGAUGCACAUAAGGAAUCAGAGGCAACAACGCAGCAGAAGGAUGGCAGAGCGGCGCCCAGGAUGGUUGAGGCAGAGGCGCACAAGGAAUCAAAGGCAGUGGCGCAGCAGAAGGAGGAGGGUGCGGCGCCGAAGAUGGUUGAGGCAGAGGCGCAGAAGGCAGAAGAAGCGGCGCGGCAGAAGGCGGAGGCAGAGGAGCAGAAACAGGCUGUUGUAGAAGCGCGGAAGAAGGUUGUUGUAGAGGCGCGGCAGAAGGCGGAGGGUGAGGCGUUGAAGAUGGCAGAGGCCGAGGAGCAGAAGCAGGUUGAGCCAUACACACGUAGGAAGCCAGAUAGAGAGGAGGGUCCAGAUGGGAAAAAAAUGAUACAGACAGAGGGACGGGAGACGGCGGGUGCUGAGGGGCACAUCAUCGCAGAGGAAGAGGGGCAGCAUAACGAGGAGGCAGCGUCGCAGGUAUUCGCAUACCGAGAGACGCAGAGCAUGGUAGAGACAGAGCGUCAAAAUACUAUGGAGGAGGUUCGUGUGGUCCCGGAGGCUGGAGUGGGGCACUACGAGGGAGAUGCGCUGGAAACAGAAGAGGAGCAAGAUGAGGAGGAUACGGUACAUCCGGCAGUCCGGAUAUUUUUGGGAGGAAGUCCGACGCGGGGACCAGGAACCGGGGUAGAGGGGCCAUGGAGGGUGGCAGACGAUGGGGCGCCUAGGGAUACAGUGGAUCUCAACAGGCAGAGGCGGCCUACCCUUCACCAGAGAGCAGAGGAGAGGAAUCUCGGCCAAGGCGAGGUGGCAGAAGCGUUUUGGCAGGUAGAGUGGGUCGAGGCAGAGACGGCAAUACGGCGGAUGCUGCAGCGCACGGGUACCAUCCUGAUCAAACAAGGUGACAGGUUCGUCGAGGCCGAAAGCUGGGACAUAAGCCCGGCAGAGGUAACGCGGCGUCUGACGCUCUUAGCUCGAAUGGUGACGCAGACGUUCUGCAACUUGGCGGCCCGCAACAGCAGCAUCAGUCGCGACGUGGCCGAUCUGACCGUCCAUUACUGCCGCAACGCCCUGGCCAACCUGGAAGAAGUCCGCCAUGGAAACAAGGAACGGCGGCGCCAAGCUGAAACGGCGGCCAGGUUUCGCGAGCAGGUGGACACGAGACUCUCCAACUUGCGGGAGAGUAUCGUAAGGGCGAGUGAUCAGGUUCGCCAGUCAGGAGGGGGGAUGGCGGAGGGCACGUUAAAGGGGGUGGAAGAGAGGUUGAGAGAGGUUCUGAGAGAAGACUCUGAGCGGCGGAACAGGGAUAGACUGCAGGACGAGGAGCGGAGGCAGAAGGCCACGAGGAAGGAACCAGACGCCGCAGAGAGACGGAAGAAGGAACAACAGCUGGAGGAAGAGCGUCGGCAGAAGGAGAUGAGAGAGGGAAUGAAGGAGAUGAAGGAGGCGAUGAUGAAGGAGUUGAAGGCAGAAAUGAAGGAGAUGAAGGAUGGGAUGGUAAACCAGAUUGUGGGGAGGUUGAGCGCGGUUUUGCGAGAAGAAUCUGAGCGGCAGAAGAAGGUGAGGAAAGAGGACGCGGAGCGGCGACAACAGCAGGACACGAAGAGGAAAUAA
Messenger RNA from Closterium sp. NIES-65, 2367 nucleotides. The record is from the annotation of a GenBank genome assembly. NCBI's taxonomy places the organism in Eukaryota, Viridiplantae, Streptophyta, Zygnematophyceae, Desmidiales, Closteriaceae.